AAACUGUCUCCUGCUCAGUGGUCAGCUCUGGUCUUCAUCUUACUGUCAUCAGAAAACGACCUGGACGUGUUUGACCUGAAGAAAUACUCUGCUUCAGAGGAGGUCCUUCUGAGGCUGCUGCCAGUGGUCAAAGCCUCCAACAAAGCUCUGCUGAGUGGCUGUAACCUUUCAGAGAGAAGCUGUGAAGCUCUGUCCUCCGUUCUCAGCUUGCAGUCCUCGCAUCUGAGAGAGAUGGACCUGAGUAACAAUGAUCUGCAGGAUCCAGGCGUGAAGCUGCUCUCUGUUGGACUGGAGAGUCCACACUGUACACUGGAGACUCUCAGGCUGAGCGAAUCUAGGCUCACAAAGAAAUGCUGUCAGGGGCUGUCCUCAGUUCUCGGCUCCCAGUCCUCUCAUCUCAGAGAGCUGGACCUGAGUAACAACAACCUGCAGGAUUCAGGAGUGAAGCUGCUCUAUGCUAAAAUGGAAAGUCCACACUGUGCGCUGGAGACUCUCAGGCUGAGCAGCUGUAAUCUCUCAGAGAGAAGCUGUGGAGCUCUGUCCUCAGUUCUCAGCUCCCAGUCCUCCAGUCUGAGAAACCUGGACCUGAGUAACAACAACCUGCAGGAUUCAGGAGUGAAGCCUCUUUCUGUUGGACUGGAGAGUCCACACUGUACACUGGAGGGUCUCAGGUUGAGUCAAACAAGGCUUACAGGGAAAUGCUGUCAGGAGUUCUCAUCAGUUCUCAGCUCCCAGUCCUCUAGUCUGAAAGAGCUGGACCUGAGUAACAACGACCUGCAGGAUUCAGGAGUGAAGCUGCUCUAUGCUGGACUGGAGAGUCCACAGUGUGCAUUGGAGACUCUCAGGCUGUCAGGCUGUCAGAUCACAGAGGAAGGCUGUACCUCUCUGGCCUCAGCUCUGAGAUCCAACCCCUCCCAUCUGAGAGAGCUGGACCUGAGCUACAACCAUCCAGGAGACUCAGGAGUGAAGCUGCUGACCGCUGGACUGGAGGACCCACACUGGAGACUGGACACUCUCAGGUUGGAACAUGGUGGAGAGCAGAGGCUGAAACCAGGUCUGAGGAAGUAUGCCUGUGAACUCACAGUGGACAUGAACACAGUAAACAGAACGCUCAAACUGUCCGACAACAACAGGACGGUGACAGCAGUGAGAGAGGAGCUGCCAUAUUCUGAUCAUCCGCAGAGAUUUGACUACUGGCCUCAGCUACUGUGCACAGAUGGUCUGACUGGUCGCUGUUACUGGGAGGUGGAGUGGAGAGGGGAUGUUGACAUAUCGGUGAGUUACAGAGGAAUCGGAAGGCGAGGAGACAGCGCUGACUGCUCGUUUGGAGAUAACAAUCAGUCUUGGAGUCUGCACUGCUCUGAUUGUCAUGGUUACGCUGCCACUCAUAAUGACAGAGAAACACACCUCUCCUCUACCCCUUCCUCCUCCUCCUCCUCCUCCUCUGUCUCUAACAGAGUAGCAGUGUAUGUGGACUGUCCUGCUGGCACUCUGUCCUUCUACAGAGUCUCCUCUGACUCACUGAUCCACCUCCACACCUUCAGCACCACCUUCACUGAGCCUCUUUACCCUGGCUUUGGCUUUGGAUGGCCUGGUUCAGUGUCUCUGUGUUCACUGUAGGAGGGAGAGUCUCCUCCUGUGCAGAGAAACACUCGCACUGCUCACACACACACACACACACACACACACACAUUUUUUGUAAAUCACACUGGCUCAAAAUUAUGAGAAGUCAAGUUUUAAUGGUUUUCAGAUUAAGAUAAGCGCAGAAAUAAGUACACAUGCAUAGAGGAACAUGCAGUAUCGUCGCAAACAAAUUGACAUUGUGGUAGCAGCAGAGAAUAGUUCAUGUAGAGUGAUGUGAUACCUGCAACGGUGUACCCCAGAAUAGCAUAUAGUGGCAUGCAAAAGUUUGGACACCCCUGGUUGAAAUGUCUUCUUAAAUUUCGUUAUGAAGCUAUAACUUUACAUUACGCUGACAAGAGUAUGCGCAUAGUUCUACAUAUGCACAUACACACACGCUGACAUACACUCAUGCACAUACUAACAUUGACUGCCUCAUAUUGGUCAGAUUAAACCUGUGACCCUGCUGGGGUCUGCAGGACUCCAGUUCAGUGGACCGGGGGCCUUUAUAGGCAGUUAUGGAGAUUUAUCUUCCUUACCCCAGAAGAGGGAACUAUACUGGAAAAUACCAAAAACAAAAAGCCACAAUGGCUGAAAGAGGUGUACCUCCACUAAGAAAUGUGCCCACACUAUCACCUAAGAGUGUGUGUUUAAUCUUACAACAUUUAUUUCUUGCCUCUGGGGAUCAUAUCAGCGUCUUGCAGUCUGACCUCGUGAAUCUAUUAUAUAUAUUUAUCCAGACCAGAUUUUAUAUUUACAUUAUUUUAUCAUUGCCAGUAUCUUACCUCAGGUUUAUUUAUAUGUUUAUGGGGAUGGUAAGCUGUACUAAGUUAAACAUUACAAGGGUGCUCAUACUGCACUCAUAGUCGCUCUUUGUUAUCCUGCAGUGUAGUGUGUUGUGUGUAGUGUGGAGGAGGAGGUCAGGUUACAGUCACAGGCCUAUGAGAGGUAACAUCUGGAGGAUAUUGGAAUCAAAGAAGGUUAAAACAGGAAAUUGUUUUUGAGUGUUUGAAUUGUCAUUUUACACAUUAACACAGUUCCCCUAUAUCAUAAUGCAGUUACUGAUUGAUGCUUUAUAUUGCUAUGUUUUAUUCUGAUGAUUAUUAAAGGGUUUUCAGUUUGGCCCACAUGUGUGUAUGUGCUGUUCCUGGGGUUUUCCCAGACGAGCAGGUGGCAAUACAGAAGACAUGUGAGUCAAACUUCCCCACAUGGGGUUGAUGGACAGAUAUUGUUGGACAGCCAAUUACUAUGGGAUUUAUUGAAAAACUGUCCGUCGUGUCACCAAGAACUGGACUAGAGAGAAUAUGAAAAGGGUUGGUUUUUGGCGAUCGAGACCUUUUUCAAGGCCUGCAGAUGCCCAUGUCUCUCUGAAUAAUAUCUUUGCUCCGAGAGUCUCUGGCAGAAAACUUUGCAGUAGAUAAAAUCUUUAGACUUCCCUUGUGAAACCUACAGCCGGUGAAAGUUUGUUGAGAGCGGUUCUUAUGUUGAAACCAAAGCAGUAAAUGUCAGCUGGCUUUAGACGGAUCUCUUUUGGAAAAUAAAGAGAUCUUAGUUUAGGUGAGACAUUAUUGACAAAUCCAAAUUUAAAAUCAGAUUGGCCUGAUUUUCAAGGCAAAUAAAAUCUAUCCAGACCAGUUCGACUAUUUUUAUCUUUUACUUUAACUUUUAUCAUUUUGAGUUUUUGUAUUUAAGUUGAUUUUUACCUUUUUAUACAUUUGUUUUCUUUUGUAUC
Epinephelus moara (kelp grouper) is the source of this 3352-nucleotide messenger RNA. Its product is annotated as ribonuclease inhibitor-like. Lineage: Eukaryota; Metazoa; Chordata; Actinopteri; Perciformes; Serranidae. The record is from RefSeq and is a predicted model, not a curated record. The annotation marks the transcript as partial. Gene Ontology annotation, molecular function: protein binding. The transcript is spliced from 8 exons.